Molecule: messenger RNA, 774 nt
Organism: Phycomyces blakesleeanus NRRL 1555(-)
Lineage: Eukaryota; Fungi; Mucoromycota; Mucoromycetes; Mucorales; Phycomycetaceae
Exons: 5
Source: RefSeq, a predicted model, not a curated record
AUUGCCAGAAGCCUUGUUAUAUUCAACGUUGAUGAAAUCAUCAUUUAUCAAGACAAGAUCCAAAAGGCACACCACAAGGUUGAUCCUAAUUUAUUUUUGGCGCGCGUAUUUCAAUAUAUGGAGACACCACAAUAUCUUCGCAAGGCACUUGUACCACUCAGCCCAGACCUUAAAUUUGCAGGUCUUUUGCCACCCCUGGAUGUGCCGCACCAUCCCGGCAUGCAUGAACAGACCCGAUACCGCGAAGGUGUGACAUUGAUGUCUAACAAGGAAGACGGUACACUUGUCGACGUGGGAUUGUUUCGUCGCGUCAGGAUCGACAAGGCGAUCCAGCCAGGUGUCCGUGUCACUGUUGAAUUGGGAUCCCCAAUUGCUGCCAUGGAAACAAGAAAGGGUCAGAAGCCACUGCCAGCUAAGGUUGUCAGUCCAAAAGCUCCUCGUGAAAAGAUGGGUCUCUAUUGGGGAUACUCUAUCCGCCUAGCCUCUUCAAUUUCCAGAGUUAUGACAGAGAGUCCCUACGAGGAUGGCUAUGAUUAUAUGGUAGGUGUUAGUGACCGUUCAGCCAAAGACAUGUAUGGCGUUUCUGGACCCAAAGAGUUUAGACAUCUUUUGGUUGCAUUUGGAGGCCCAAUGGGAGGUCUGCAGGAGGCUAUUGAGGCCGACGAAGAUCUCAAGGUUGCGGGAGAAGAUGCGACCGAAAUGUUUGAUAUGUUCAUUGAUCCCAAUGCCCAGAGUGGAACGCGUGCAGUUCGGUUAGAGGUAAACAAGACAUGA